GACAGCAGAGAGCCCCGCCCCCUUCCCCUCCAUUCCUUCCUCUCCUGGUGCAUGGAAAUAUCUUUUGAGUUCGGCAAGUUGUAGCCGGCACCGCUGAGCGCGUUCCCCUUUGGGGCACUGCUUAUCUAGCAGUUGAGUUCAGUUUCUUCCGAAGUGAACCACUUCGUCUCCUUCACCCGUCUUCCUGAAUAAGGAAGCAACCGCCAAGCAUCAGCGGAGCCCUGAUGAGCCCGGGCGGAGGAGCCGCUUAGCAGUCUCCCGGGACCCAGCUCUAAGAGGAACCGCGAGCAUGCACCCUGGGUUGUGGCUGCUCCUGGUAAUAUUGUCUCUGACCGAGGAACUGGCAGGAGCGGGAGAGAAGAAGUCCUAUGGAAAUUCGUGUAUGGGCCGAGACUGCAGUGAAGGCUGUAAAUGCUUUCCUGAAAAAGGAGCAAGAGGGCGACCGGGACCCAUUGGAACUCAAGGCCCUACAGGUCGUCAAGGAUUCGCUGGUUCUAGUGGUUUAGCAGGGUUGAAAGGAGAAAGCGGCUCCCCAGGCCCUCUUGGACCAUAUGGACCAAAAGGAGAUAAGGGUCCCAUGGGAGUUCCUGGCUUUCCUGGCAUCGAUGGGAUUCCAGGUCACCCUGGAUAUCCAGGGCCCAGAGGGCCCCCUGGCCUGGACGGCUGUAAUGGAACAAAAGGAGCCACUGGAUUUCCGGGCUCUGAUGGUUACCGUGGACUUCUUGGACCACCCGGGUUUCCUGGUCAAAAAGGCUCUAAAGGUGAACCUGUCUUUGUCCAAAAUAGUCUCAAAGGAAUGAAGGGAGAUCCUGGACUGCCAGGACUGGAUGGAAUCACUGGCCCACAAGGGAGGCCUGGAUCGCCAGGAGCUGCGGGACCUAUAGGACCACCAGGAUGGCAAGGUCCUCCAGGGCCUACUGGUUUCCCUGGGCCUGAUGGGAAUAUGGGGUUAGGUUUCCAAGGAGAGAAAGGAGUCAAGGGGGAUGUUGGCCUCCCUGGCCCCGCAGGACCUCCACCAUCUACUGGAGAACUAGAAUUUAUGGGGUUUCCCAAAGGGAAGAAAGGAUCCAAGGGUGAACCAGGACCUCCGGGUUUCCCAGGAACAAGUGGCCCUCCAGGUCUCCCAGGAUUUGGAACUACUGAAGAAAAGGGAGAAAAGGGAAUCCCUGGUUUGCCAGGACCUAGGGGUCCCAUGGGUUUCGAAGGAGUCCAAGGCCCUCCAGGAAGUCAGGGCAAGAAGGGGUCCUCAGGUUUUCCCGGGCUGAAUGGAUUCCCAGGAAUAAAGGGUGAAGAGGGUGAUAUUGGCCUGCCAGGCCCAGAUAUUUUCAUCGAUACGGAGGGAACUGUGAUUGCAGGUUAUCCUGGGGACCCCGGCAUGCCAGGCCUCCCGGGCCUGAAAGGAGACAAAGGCAACCAGGGCCGUCGUGGCCCUUCUGGCAACCCUGGUUUACCAGCUUUCCCAGGUAUCCCAGGUGCCCAAGGACCCCAGGGAUUUCCAGGCCUGAAGGGGAACCAAGGAAACCCAGGACGCACUACAACUGGGCCAAUCGGCCUCCCUGGCAAAACUGGUUUGCCAGGUCUACCAGGCCUACCAGGCCCACCAGGUCCACGCAGUCCAACAUUUGAGAUGGGAACCCUCCAGAACACACAGCCAGGAUUCCCUGGUCUCCGAGGAGAACGAGGUCCAAAAGGAACCCCAGGCUUCAAAGGAGUAAAAGGUGACUCGGGUUUUUGUGCUUGUGAUGGUGGUAUCCCCAACACUGGACCACCUGGGAAGCCAGGCCUACCUGGGCCGCAAGGUCUCAUAGGCCACCAUGGCCUCAAAGGAACCAGAGGAGAUCCAGGUUCUAGGGGAGAGCAGGGCCCAUCGGGAGCUCCAGGCUUAUUUGGGCCUCAAGGUCCUACAGGACCCAAAGGAAAGAAGGGGGAACCAACUAUUAGCACAGGAUCUCGGAUACCUGGAGAGCAGGGAGAUCCUGGCCCCCAAGGACGUCCUGGUCAGGCAGGAGCCUCAGGCAAGGAUGGAAUACCAGGUCUACCAGGUCUUCCAGGUCUGCCAGGUGAUAGUGGACAAGGCUUCCCAGGUGAAAAAGGAUUGCCAGGACUUCCUGGUGAAAAAGGCCAUACUGGCCCAGUCGGCCCCCCAGGAAUUGGGCUACCAGGAUCUCCUGGACCACGCGGGCUUCCUGGAGAUAAAGGAAUAGAUGGAUUACCAGGGCAACAAGGCCUCCCUGGGCUUCCAGGUAUCACCUUACCUUGUAUUAUUCCUGGAGCCUAUGGUCCAUCAGGAUUGCCAGGAGCUCCCGGAUUCCCAGGUCCUAAAGGGGCCCGUGGCCUCCCCGGGACUCUGGGCCAGCGUGGAUUGCAGGGAGAUAAAGGAGAACCCGGAAAUCCAGGAUCGAUUCACCUCCCCGAAUUGCCAGGGUUUCCUGGACCGCGUGGGGACAAAGGUUUGCCUGGGUUUCCUGGGCUCCCUGGAAAAGACGGCUUGCCUGGUGAAGUUGGCAAUCCAGGUUUACCAGGUUCCAAGGGAGCCCCUGGUGACAUCUUGGGUGCUGAAAGUGGUGCUAUGGGCAAGCAAGGCCUACAGGGAUUGCCAGGGGACAGAGGACUUCCUGGAGACUCUGGCUUUCCAGGACCCAAGGGUCUGCUUGGGAAGUCGGGCUUACUGGGCCCCAAAGGUGAGCAGGGAAGCCCUGGAAAACCAGGCCAAGCAGGACUGCCAGGCUCCCCAGGGUCUAGUGGCCUGUUGGGCAUCAAGGGCCAAUCCGGUCUCCCAGGAUUACCGGGCAUUCCAGGCACUUCAGGGCAUCCUGGAAAGAAAGGUCCUAAAGGAGAAACAGGUUCCCCUGGAUCAACUGGAAGGAGAGGUCUGCCUGGGCUGAAAGGCCUCCCUGGAUCCCCAGGGCUAACAGGCUUCCUGGGGAACUCAGGCCUGCCAGGGGCCACAGGGUUGCCAGGUCUGCCUGGUCUGAAGGGUGAGAAGGGGAAUGUUGGACCAAUAGGUUUUCCAGGAAUGCCAGGUCUCCCUGGUAUUCCUGGUGCAAGUGGAUUGAAGGGAAUUCCUGGGUCGACUGGAAGAGUGGGACCAUCUGGAUGGGCUGGUAGCCCUGGCGAAAAAGGAGACAGAGGCACCCCAGGGCCAGCUGGAAGACCCAGUCCAAGACCACCAUUGAAUCUUCAGCUCAAAGGAGACAAAGGCUCUCAGGGUGCACCUGGAUCUCACGGAUUUCCUGGGCCCAAAGGUGACAAAGGACAGCCUGGCCACCCUGGGCUACCCGGCUUGCCUGGAGCUCCUGGAUUCCCUAGCAUCAUCAAGGGAGUCAGUGGGAGGCCAGGCCCCCCUGGUUCCACUGGACUACGGGGUUUGCCGGGCCUGAAGGGAUCCCCUGGGAUCACGGGUUUCCCAGGAAUACCUGGAGAAAGUGGCUCACAGGGUCUCAGUGGAGGUCCUGGGCUCCCAGGAAUAUCUGGUCUCCCAGGUUCAAAAGGAGAUCAAGGUCAGACACUUGGAAUUUACGGUAGCCCAGGACCCAAGGGACAGCCUGGAGAAUCUGGUCGUGAAGGUGUGAAAGGAAAAGAUGGACUAGAGGGUGAUGUAGGUUUCCCAGGAAACAAAGGUGCAGAUGGGAAAGUUGGUAUUUCUGGAGAUGAUGGCCUUCCUGGCUCCCCAGGGCUCCCUGGGAUUACAGGCAUGAGAGGAAACCCAGGGCUUCCAGGUUCACCUGGCCAUCCAGGCACGAGCGGGUCCCCAGGACUCCCUGGCCUAAUAGGAACCAAAGGUUUCCCUGGACUUCCUGGUUUACGUGGACUGAAUGGUCUUCCAGGAACCAAGGGAAGCCAUGGAAAUACAGGACCUAGUAUAACUGGUGUGCCUGGACCAGCUGGCCUGCCUGGUCCCAAAGGAGAAAAAGGGUCUCCAGGAACUGGUAUCGGAACCCCAGGGAAGCCAGGAAUAAAAGGACAAAAAGGUAGCCGAGGUUUCCCAGGUCUCCAAGGUCCCGCUGGUCUCCCCGGGGCUCCAGGCCUCUCCUUGCCUUCAGUCAUAGCAGGACAGCCUGGCGACCCUGGGCGACCAGGCCUAGAUGGAGAAAGAGGCCGCCCAGGUCUCCCUGGGCCCCCGGGUCCCCCUGGGCCAUCGUCAGAUCAAGGUGACCCUGGAGACCCUGGCUUCCCUGGCAUUCCUGGCCCUCAAGGGCCCAAAGGAGAUCAAGGAAUUCCAGGUUUUUCAGGCCUCCCUGGAGAACUAGGACUGAAAGGCAUGAGAGGUGAGCCUGGCUUCAUGGGGACUCCGGGCAAAGUUGGGCCACCUGGAGACCCAGGAUUUCCCGGAACAAAAGGAAAGGCAGGGCCAAGAGGCUUCUCAGGCCCUCGAGGUGCUCCUGGACAAACACCAAUUGCAGAAGCCAUCCAGGCUCCUCCUGGACUCUUGGGUCUACCGGGCAUUGAUGGCAUCCCUGGCCUCACAGGGGACCCAGGGCUUCAAGGUCCUGAAGGCCUGCAAGGCUCCAAAGGUUUACCUGGCAUCCCUGGCAAAGAUGGCCCCAGUGGACUUCCCGGCCCUCCUGGGGCUCUUGGCAAUCCUGGUCUCCCUGGACUUCAGGGCCCUCCAGGAUUUGAAGGGCCUCCAGGGAAGCAGGGCCCCUUCGGGAGGCCAGGAAUACCUGGGCAGAGCGUGAGAGUGGGCUACACGUUGGUGAAGCACAGCCAGUCGCAACAGGUGCCCCUGUGCCCCAUCGGGACAAGUCAGCUGUGGGUGGGUUACAGCCUGCUGUUCGUGGAGGGCCAGGAGAAAGCCCACAACCAGGACCUGGGGUUUGCUGGCUCCUGCCUACCCCGCUUCAGCACUAUGCCCUUCAUCUACUGCAACAUCAAUGAGGUGUGCCAUUAUGCCAGGCGCAACGAUAAAUCCUACUGGCUCUCCACCACUGCCCCCAUCCCCAUGAUGCCCGUUGGCCAGACCCAGAUUCCCCAGUACAUCAGCCGCUGCUCUGUGUGUGAGGCACCCUCGCAAGCCAUUGCAGUGCACAGCCAGGACAUCACCAUCCCGCAGUGCCCCCUGGGCUGGCGCAGCCUCUGGAUUGGGUACUCCUUCCUCAUGCACACUGCCGCUGGCGCUGAGGGAGGAGGCCAGUCCCUGGUCUCACCUGGCUCCUGCCUGGAGGAUUUUCGGGCCACUCCUUUCAUCGAAUGCAGCGGUGCUCGGGGCACCUGCCACUACUUUGCCAACAAGUACAGUUUCUGGUUGACAACAGUGGAGGAGAGGCAGCAAUUUUGGGAGGAGCCUGUAUCAGAAACGCUGAAAACCGGGCAGCUCCACACCCGGGUCAGCCGCUGCCAGGUGUGUAUGAAGAGCCUGUAGGGGGGCACCUGCCACUCUGCCCUUUGCUUUCCCCUCCCCCACACCAUGGCCACCUCACAGUCUGAAGAAGGAAGGCUUAAACCCUUUGCCCACCUGUCAAGCUGUACAUUGGAGUCUCAUUUGGGCUGGACUACUGGACACUGGUCACCUCAGCCCUCAGGCCCAAUGGGUGAGCUCACACUGCUGACAUCUGCUGUCCCACUUCAGUCAACCUGGUGCUACUAUUUGAUUCAGACGUUUGUGUGACUACUCAUGGCUACCUCAGAAAGACCUGCUAGGCGCCACUUUCUUCAACUAACUUUCCUCACUGUCUUGAUCAGAGAGUUCUUCAUAGUAGCAAAUAAGUCUUUUUUUUUCAUGUCCUGAGGUCAUCACACAUUUGGCUAAAGCCAGACCCAGUGUAUCCACAUAAAAAAAUUCUCUGACCAAACAUUCAUGGAUGGCUCAAAUCUGCAGAGGGCAAGCUGUCACUCUUCAAGGAGUCCCGUUGUGUCUAGGCAGGCAGCAAAGCUGCAAUGAGGCACAAGCCAGAAGCUUGAGGUGAGCUUUGAUUCUGAGAGUGAGCAUGAGUGGGCCCUCUAAUGCUUAAGGAGCUUUGAGGGCCAGCAGCUGAAAGGAGCUCAUUAACUUCAUAAGGUCCUAGACAAAUUACUUCCUCCUUGCCAGCUCCCUUCCUAGUCAGAGACGAAUAGCUUGGCUUGGUCCAGAGUAGAGCAGAGGUUGCAUCGAAUCUAGCCAGGCUCAUAAAGGAAAUGAGAAUCACAGCCCUUUCUCCCGGGCUGGGUAGAGGGGCGGAUGGGUAAGAGGUGUGAAUUUUUCUUUUAACUCCAGGAAAGAAAAAGGUAAAUCCCUUGUCUCAAUUUCUCGGAAGUCUCUCUUUAUUCCAAAUGCCAUCCAGAUGUGUGCAGUGUGGCAACUGAAGCUGCAAUAUGUUGGUUCCUCUGCAUUUUGUGGCUGGUAGAGACUUUCUAUUAAAAUGUCCAUCCAGUUGCUUUUUCACAGGUAGCCUGUCAAGCUAUUUUUAAAUGUUUUAAAACCUCAUACAAAUCUAGCAUACUCCUCUCUCUAGCAGUUGGCAGAGCUAAUGCAAGCCUGAGUUGACUAUCAAUGUGUUGUAUUCUGUUUGGGGAGAUUUGUUUUACCAUUUCCUUUUAUUAUCAAUUUUCCUGGAAUACUCUUAACCAUGUUGACAUGAGGCAAUUCCUUCCAGGUGAUUUUGUUUCCUUAAAUAUUAUGUAAACUGUGCCAAUAUAAAGCUAAUCAGUAUAAUCUGAAUUAUUGUUACCUUCACCUCCUAUCUGAAUAAUAAGCAUGGUGUCAGCUUUGUACAUUGCAAAUUAAAGGAAUUAAAUAUAAACAUUUGACUC
This is a messenger RNA of Talpa occidentalis (Iberian mole), 6729 nucleotides long. RefSeq names its product collagen type IV alpha 6 chain (gene COL4A6). Gene Ontology annotation, cellular component: collagen trimer; basement membrane. Lineage: Eukaryota; Metazoa; Chordata; Mammalia; Eulipotyphla; Talpidae. Gene Ontology annotation, molecular function: extracellular matrix structural constituent. The record is from RefSeq and is a predicted model, not a curated record.